Penicillium waksmanii is the source of this 315-nucleotide messenger RNA. RefSeq lists its product as uncharacterized. The transcript has 2 exons. Bases 1 to 315 code for a protein of 104 amino acids. NCBI's taxonomy places the organism in Eukaryota, Fungi, Ascomycota, Eurotiomycetes, Eurotiales, Aspergillaceae. The record is from RefSeq and is a predicted model, not a curated record.
AUGGCGGACACAUACCCCAUCGGUAGUCGCUCGGAGAGCGAGCGUUUGGUACGGGAUUGGGGCUUCAAACAUGUCUUCACCUGGUCAGAUGGAAGUAAUGCUUACUACUCGCCUCACACGCAUGAUGGCCUUACAACCCACCUCAUCCGCCGAGGUACCUUCACGGUCACCUAUCCGGAAGACAACUCUAGCAUUCACGGCGGCGAAGUCAAAAAAGAAACUUUUAGCGUUGGAGCAAGAAUUGAUGUGCCUGCGGGGAAAGUCCAUGAGGUUUGGAUCGGGGAUGAGGGGUGCGAGUAUGUGAUUGGGGAGUAG